This is a messenger RNA of Rana temporaria (common frog), 1227 nucleotides long. RefSeq names its product proline rich and Gla domain 4 (gene PRRG4). The record is from RefSeq and is a predicted model, not a curated record. Bases 268 to 984 code for a protein of 238 amino acids. Gene Ontology annotation, molecular function: calcium ion binding. The transcript is spliced from 6 exons. Gene Ontology annotation, cellular component: extracellular region. Lineage: Eukaryota; Metazoa; Chordata; Amphibia; Anura; Ranidae.
AGGAGCCACCUGGAUGUAUCACCUGGCUGCUCACUUCCUGGUAUGGAUGGGAGUCUGCGUCCAGAGGAACAGAAGAGACAUUAUUCGAGAAUCCCAGGAUACGGAUUGACCAUUUCUUGGAUUCUAUGCCUUUCAUAGGAAGCUAUAUGAGCAGAACUUAGAAUACUACUACUUGGACUUUUCUCUAUUGAUCGGAACCUGUUCUUCUACUGGAAUAACUAGGGAACGGAGUACACGCCUUAUUAGAUCUCGGCAUUCCAGGUACUGAUGAGUCUACUCAACAAUGUUUACCUGGCUCUCACGUUAAGAUACCAGAUUCUGGUUCCACAAUUGUUCCUCAUCUACCAGCUGAUCUCCGUGGCUUUUGGACUUCCCCAUUGUGUGAAAAUUUUUGUGGGAUCCAGACAAAAUAAACAAGUGUUCAAAGAUGGGGAGGACGCCAGCAGCUUCCUGGGACGACGCUUGCUUUACAACCAGUUUGACUUUGAGAUGUUCAUUCCGGGAAACCUGGAGAGGGAGUGUUAUGAGGAGCAGUGCAACUAUGAGGAAGCCAGGGAGAUCUUUGAAGAUCACGACGCAACGAUGAAAUUCUGGAAGGAGUACUCCAAAGAUCCAUUCACUCAAGGGGUAAAAAUAGACGUGGUCGGGCUCCUCACUGGCCUAAUUUGCGCUGGAACGUGUCUGGUUGUAUUUGGACUUCUUGGUUAUUAUUGGUAUACCGUCUACUGUCUUCCAAGACGACACAGCCAAAUCCCAGAAGAGGAACAACAUCAAUGCCGUAGCAUCUCCAUCAGGUCCAGAAGAGAAGAGUUUAUUCAACUGCAACCCACUGCUCCACCUAUUCAAAAUGCACCACCAACCUAUGAACAAGCUGUGGCAAUGGUCACCCCAAAUGAAGUUCCACCACCUCCUUAUCCGGGAGCUGUAAUUGACUCAAAGAUCUACAGAAAGUCCAUGUCUAUUCCUGCUUCUCAAGUCCUUUGAACCCGAUGACAUUCAUUUGUGGCGGCGUGUUAUGUGAAUUUUGCAAAAUACUUUAGAAUGAUAAAGGAGAAGGAAGUCCUGCUUAGCUUCCAAUACUGACAUGAAGACGUUAGCUGUCGGAUUCAGUAUGCUGGGUUUCUAUAAGAGAGAUUAAAAACUGGCUAUUAUUCAUAAACGACCUGGAGAAUGGGGUAAACGGUUAAAUCUCUGUAUUUGCGGACAAUACUAAGCUAAGCAGGGCAA